UUCGCAGCCUGCAGAACCCAGCGAAAGACUGUCCUGAAAUUGGCUAGCUAAGCGUAGCACCUAACCCUGGAAGUGGUCGAAUACAACUACUUAGUAAAACCAGCGUUAUCGGAAGCAGUUUCUUGGCUGCAGUUGCACAGCUAAACCAGGAAGUUUUACAGAAAUAUCUACAGUUGUUUAAAACUUUAUUUACUAUUAGUCAUAAGUCGUGUUGCAUGGGAUUUAAGGAGAUAUUUUGUCACUAACGUUAAUACAACUAACGCUGUGACAUCAGGACACGUUCUCUGGAUGUUGGGGUUGCGUGCUCUUCUGGGGAUCGGAUUCCUGGUGACGUCACGAGGCAGCGGUGUUCUUUCUCAGAGAGGGGCGUGCCCAGUGGCCGGUGGGCCUAACCUUUUCUACAAGGAUUGCCCUGGACACAGGCUGUCCACCAUGGCUCAGCCAAUCAAAUACCUCGGGCAGGAGGAGGCCCAGCGCAUAGAUGAGGAGUUGUUCACAGAGUACCGCUUCAGUGUGGAUCAGCUGAUGGAACUGGCAGGACUGAGCUGUGCCACCGCUGUUGCCAAGGCCUAUCCCCUGGACUCCCUGGUCAAAGCCACGCCCUCCGUGUUGGUGGUCUGCGGCCCAGGCAACAACGGAGGGGACGGAUUGGUCUGCGCACGACACCUCAAGCUGUUUGGUUACGAGCCCAGCAUUGUGUACCCCAAGCGGUCCAACAAGCCCCUGUUCCAGAACCUGAUGACCCAGUGUGAGAAGAUGGACAUCCCCUUCCUGGCCGAGAUGCCGUCUGAGGCGGAGGUAGUCGACGAGGCCUACAACCUGGUGGUCGACGCCAUUUUCGGCUUCAGCUUCAAGGGCGCAGUGCGGGAGCCCUUCGGCGCCAUCCUGGCCACCCUGAUAAAGGCCACCGUGCCCAUCGCCAGCGUGGACAUCCCCUCAGGCUGGGACGUGGAGAACGGUAGCUCUGACGGGAUCCAGCCCGACCUGCUGAUCUCCCUCACCGCCCCCAAGAAGGCGGCCUUGCACUUCCGUGGGCGCUACCACUACCUGGGGGGUCGUUUCGUGCCUCCCGCUCUGGAGAAGAAGUACCAGCUCAACCUACCUCCAUACCCAGGCACUGAAUGUGUGUACCAGCUUCCCUAGAGCCUCUGCCACACCUGUGCUAAUCAAACUUACUGGCUGUUGCCAAAUAAUUCGUGUCCAAAUAAAUGAAAUAAUACGCAAAAUGAUGUGAUGAUGCAAUGUAUUAGCCUUCACAAAAUUUAUUGCGGGGAGGGGCGGGGUUCGGCGGUGCAUGUGUACCUGAAGAUAGAUUCAUGGAAGGACAGCAUUCUUUUAAAACAUUUGAUUCGGAUUAUACUUUUGUUAGAGCCACGGCGUCACAAAAAUGCGUUCACGUGCAAUGUAUUUCCGCAUUUACGCAAAGUAAUUUGCAAUGCGUAUUGUUUUUUGAAAAAUGAGUGCUAGUCUACACAUUUUACGUUGUGUGUGGGUAUCAUUUAACCUAUGCCCACUAGGAGGAGCAAUUGUCCACAUUUUCACUCUGCGUGAAAUAAAUGAAAAAACUAGGUGCUCGGUUGAAAAUUGAAAAUCGUAACCAUAGACAAUUUAAAAAUAAUUUUGCUGUUAAAAGUUUAAAAAAGAAUUACAACCCAUAGAAGCUCAAAGAAGUUUUCACAAAAAGUUUUUUCAAGAUACCGAGGACGGUUUAGGCUGAAACAUGUCUGUCUCUUUGUGCGUCGCUCUGGAUAACAGCGUCUGCUAAAUGCCUGUAAUGUAAUGUAAUGUAAUGUGCAAACAGGAAUAAAAUACGCUGGAAAUGA
This is a messenger RNA of Anguilla anguilla (European eel), 1823 nucleotides long. It is a transcript of the gene naxe, whose product is annotated as NAD(P)HX epimerase. The transcript has 7 exons. Gene Ontology annotation, cellular component: mitochondrion. The record is from RefSeq and is a predicted model, not a curated record. Bases 289 to 1143 code for a protein of 284 amino acids. Lineage: Eukaryota; Metazoa; Chordata; Actinopteri; Anguilliformes; Anguillidae. Gene Ontology annotation, molecular function: NAD(P)HX epimerase activity.